This is a messenger RNA of Trichoderma virens Gv29-8, 2268 nucleotides long. RefSeq lists its product as uncharacterized. Bases 242 to 1984 code for a protein of 580 amino acids. Gene Ontology annotation, molecular function: transmembrane transporter activity. Gene Ontology annotation, biological process: transmembrane transport. The transcript is spliced from 4 exons. Gene Ontology annotation, cellular component: membrane. The record is from RefSeq and is a predicted model, not a curated record. Lineage: Eukaryota; Fungi; Ascomycota; Sordariomycetes; Hypocreales; Hypocreaceae.
AAAUAUUCACUCCCUUGUCCCUUGAGCCAUAGAUCGAGGAACCGGCCCGGCGAGAAAUGGGACAGAGUCAAGGCAUUUGUCGCGACCAUAACUCCGGAGGCUUCCCUAUAGUCUUCCCAACUUGAGCGAGCGCGUUUGGCGUUUCUCGUAUAUUUUUGGUUUUCUGCCCUCGGACCAGGUUGUCUCGAGUCGCAUCAACACAAACUGUUUUUCACAGCAAUAGCCGCAUCGCACACACAAAAUGGCUGGUCCGAAGCGGAUAAGCGACGACCGGAGUCCGAGUCCGACGAUUCGCGAAAUCGACAAUGAUCGCGACUCAGACGUCACCGAGACGUCGCAAUUGCUCAGUCCCGGUGGAUACGGAGCAAGAAAAGACAGCUGGGACAACGACGUCGAUUUCCUGCAUUUGCCCUGGUGGCGCAGGCCGUCUGUGUUCUGGCUUCUUGGACCAUAUGCCAUCUUCACUCUCGCUUUUGGCGGCCUGAUUGUUCCUAAACUCGACUUAAUUUUUGAUCUUGUCUGCAAACAGUACUUUGCAGACCAACAACUCAUCAACCCUCAUUUCACCUACAAGCCUAUCGUCUUGGGUUCCGACAACCCGCAGUGUAACAUCCCCGAGGUCCAGCGAAAUGUUGCCACCUUCAUGCUGGGCCUGACCCUCAUCAUUGGCGGCCUAAGCGCCAUCGUCGCCCCCAAGCUGGGCCAGCUCUCUGAUCGCUACGGACGACGAAAGCUCAUGGCUCUUGCGUCCUGUGGUGGUCUUGUCAGCGAGGUUGUCACCAUUCUCUGCGCAAAGUACCCACAGGUCUUCAACUACCGGUGGAUGAUGCUGGGCGCUGUCUUUGAUGGCAUCACGGGGUCCUUCACUGCUGGCAGCAUUCUCAGCCAGUCGUACACCAGCGACUGCACGCCCCCUUCCCGGAGAGCCGUAUCCAUUGGCUAUGUCCAUGCUUGUCUCUUUACCGGUCUUGCUCUAGGUCCUCUUCUGACCGGCUACUUUAUCAAGUGGACCGGAACCAUCAUCUCCAUCUUUUACGUUGCUCUCGGCUGCCACGCAUUCUUCAUCGUCUUCGUCCGCUUUAUCAUGCCAGAGUCUCUGUCCAAGCGAAGACAGAUGCUGGCCCGCGAGAAAUACGCGAGAUUAGAGGCUGAGCAAAGCGUGCUUUCCUCUCGCGUGGCUCACAACCCCUUCGAAGCAUUCAAGAUUCUGUGGCCUACUGGUCCCGGAACCUCCACUAGGCUGCGUAUCAACCUGGUCGCAUUGGCCAUCGCCGACACCAUCAUCAUGGGAUCCAUGAUGGCCGUGGGCAACUGCCUGAUGCUGUACAGCAAAUUCAUGUUCGGCUGGGGCAACUUUGAGACAUCUCGCUUCAUCUCGUCUCUGUCCAUGAUCCGCGUUGUUCUGCUCAUGGUCAUCUUCCCCAUCAUCAACUACAUCUUCCGAAUCCGACCAGCAGCUCGUCGACAGCGCGAGACCGGAAUACCUGCGAUAGAGAAGAAUGCCGGAGCCGAUAACCUGGACAUCUGGAUUCUUCGAUUCGCCCUGACAUCAGAUGUGCUUGGGUGUAUCGGAUACAUACUCUCUCGGAAUCAGCACCUCUUCUUCAUGAGUGGAAUGGUCACGGUUCUUGGAGGCCUGGGAAGUGCUACUGUCCAAGCCGCCGUCACCAAGCAUGUCCCCCAAGCGCAAGUCGGGCAGGUCCUCGGCGCUGUUGGCUUCAUGCAGGGGCUCUCACGAGUUAUCGGGCCCGUCAUGUUCAACGGACUGUACGCCAUGACGGUCGGCACAUUCCCUCAGGCCAUCUUUGUGCUCCUUUGUGGGCUUUUCUGUGUCGGUUUAACAUGUGCUUUCAUCAUAAAGCCUCAUAUCCACUGGGAAGAUGUUGGCGAAGAAGACGAAGAACCAUUGGACCCGACCUCGGGACGUCUUGGCACCAGCACUGCCCAACUCCUCUCUGCCGGUGAGGAGUCGGAUUUCAUUUAGCAAGCGGACGAAUCUGACGAUGCACUUUUCGAGAGCGCCUGUUCUUUAGCGGUUUGCGGCGCAGCGGUUGGUGGCGAGUAUUUCUUUCGACAGCAGGCAAGGGUUAUAAGAAGGACGAUGUAAAAACAUUUGGGCAUUGUCGGCAGGGGGGGUUUAUGUUGAUUCUGUUGUAAACGAUGAGCGUGUGUUUCUUUUUCUCUUUUCUUGGUGAGGGAGGUUUUUUUGUAUGAUGUGACAUGUAAUGCUAGAAUACCAUUAGAAGAUACCAAUACACUGUACAGAGC